This is a messenger RNA of Juglans regia (Persian walnut), 519 nucleotides long. RefSeq lists its product as uncharacterized. The record is from RefSeq and is a predicted model, not a curated record. Lineage: Eukaryota; Viridiplantae; Streptophyta; Magnoliopsida; Fagales; Juglandaceae. The transcript is spliced from 2 exons. The coding region runs from base 1 to 519 and encodes 172 amino acids.
AUGGAAUCAGUCAACGUAGUUGUGGAUGACAACUCUAAGGAGUUGACCAAGACGGAACUUGACAACCUUAUCGGGAAGGCAGAAGAAAACUCAACCGAUCAAGAGGACACGGAUUUACUGGAACUUGCUACACCAGGCUCAGUUUCACACCAUGAAAAAAAGCCCUCUACAAGAAUCAGCCACAAUCAUCCAAUGGAGAACAUCCUUGGCAAAUUGGAUGAAGGUAAAAGCAUUGAUCCUGCUCUGUAUAGAAGCAUGAUAGGAAGUCUUCUUUACAUUACUGCUAGUAGACCUAACAUUGCUUUUAGUUUAUGUGCUUGUGCACAAUUUCAGGCUAAUUCUAAAGAAUCACACGUUACAGCAGUAAAACGAAUCUUGAAAUACCUAAGUGCUACUGUUGACUAUGGCAUAUGGUAUUCAAAAGAUUCAAAUCUGAGUCUAGUUGGCUAUUUUGAUGUUGACUAUAGAAAAAGCACCACAGGUGGUUGUUUUUAUGUCGGUAGCAAUCUGGUAGCAUGA